This is a messenger RNA of Nicrophorus vespilloides, 1485 nucleotides long. RefSeq names its product G-protein coupled receptor 143-like. Gene Ontology annotation, biological process: regulation of calcium-mediated signaling; G protein-coupled receptor signaling pathway; melanosome organization. The record is from RefSeq and is a predicted model, not a curated record. Gene Ontology annotation, molecular function: dopamine binding; L-DOPA binding; L-tyrosine binding. Bases 335 to 1393 code for a protein of 352 amino acids. Gene Ontology annotation, cellular component: melanosome membrane; plasma membrane. The transcript has 6 exons. Lineage: Eukaryota; Metazoa; Arthropoda; Insecta; Coleoptera; Silphidae.
GUAACUUAAUACAAACAGUAUUAAGUUCACGCUCGAGACGUGCAGAUCGAAUCCUGCGGAUAUUCCCUGCACACACGCGGAAACCAAAAAAAAUAAACAAGGAAAUCGAAAACUUAAACAAAAAUCGUUUGUUCACGUCGACUUAUACUUGAUAGUGUUGUGUUAUCAAAAUAAUAAAAAAAAGAAUGUGUAUACAGACUCGAACUGAUAAAUGUCGCGUUCUGAAGAAUAAAGUAAUAUAUAUGGCAGAGUGAAGUUUUGUGGCUUCCUGGGUGGAUCGCAGCAAAAGGACUGCAUUUCUUUCAUUUACGUUUUGUGUUAAUGAGUUUAGACGAUGGCCGAUCCGACGAUACAAACGUUUUGCUGCCAUUCAGGAAAUGGCAGUUAUAUGGCGACAAAUGUUAUGAACGAAUUCAACUCGGAUGCUUAUAACGCUGUUUGUCUGUUUUCAUCAAUUCUUGGCAUCUUAGGGUCGAUCUAUCAGAUAUUACCGAGGGAACAAUACGCAAAUAAUCAUAGGUGGCUUUCAUUUUCUGCUGCACGAGGCAGGAAAAUUAUAGUGUGCUUAGCAAUAUCCGAUUUAAUGGCUUCUCUAGGUAUAUUUCUUAGGUCGAGCUUAUGGUUAAAUUACAAGAAUAUUAUGCCUGCAGUUGAUGAUGAAGCGAGCGUGUGGUUUUGCGCCGUGUCUUCAGCCUGGACUCAGUACUUCUACACGGCCACCUGGAUCUGGACAUUGUGUUACGCCAUCGAUAUGAGGUUGAUCCUAGCUGACAAAGAAUCUCACACGAAAAUCUACCAUUUGGUGGCAUGGACCGUCCCAGCGAUCCUCACGACGAUAGGAUUAUCCCUUCUGUACUUCCCAAACGCCAACUGCCAUAACCCUAUAGAUCUGACAGACAAAAUCAUUCGAAUAUUACCUAAUUACAUAGCGACUUACAUUCCCAUAGCCAUCGUGAUGAUAGCCAAUCCGUGGCUGUACAUGUCUUCUUGCAAAGAUAUGGAACGUUACAUAACGUGCAGUUACAGUCAAUUCACCAGCAGAGAGAGGGAUAUUAUAGACGCCAUCAAAGUGAAAUUUCUGGUUAUAAACUUGGUCUUCUACAUCUGCUGGAUACCAAAUUUAAUUAACGGUCUGUUGCUUUGGAUUUUGUGGUUCAACUUACCGAUACAAUUCAUCGUCACCGUCUGGUACAUUAUGGCUUUCACCAAUCCGCUGCAAGCGUUGUUCAAUUGUUUGGUGUACAGGAGGUGGAACAAAGGAUCUGAAAGGUUGAUAUUGCCGUGGAGGAAGAGCGAGUCUAAGGAGAAGAUUUUGAUUCCGAGCGAAGAGAGGUAUCCGUUGCUGCAUCCCACACCAAGAAACAGCAUAAACGGUUACAAAACAUAUAACUGAUUACAUAUUUAUUUAUUUAUUAAUUAAUUGUACCAUAUAGUUUUUUUAUACCAAUAAACCAAGAACUAAUUACAGGUUUAUACCCAAAUUUA